Molecule: messenger RNA, 4260 nt
Organism: Pangasianodon hypophthalmus (striped catfish)
Lineage: Eukaryota; Metazoa; Chordata; Actinopteri; Siluriformes; Pangasiidae
Gene: niban1a
Product: niban apoptosis regulator 1a
Exons: 14
Coding region: 214-3444 (1076 amino acids)
Source: RefSeq, a predicted model, not a curated record
UGAGACAUGAGACUACCUGCCAGACUGCCUACAAGCUCACCUGCUCAGCAAGUGCGCCAUUUGGGACAGAGCCACAGUGUAUUAAGGCAGGAGGCGGUGUAGAAAGCAGAGAUGCGUCAAGUUAUAGUUUGAAGCUUGACUGAGAGAAGAAGCAGAACUUCACCUGAGACAAGCUGAGGGUUGGGUAGCUUAAAAACUAACAACUACGCCAUUAUGGGAUUAUCCUCCAGUCUUCUGGAUGAAAAUAAAUUCAACUUCAUUAAAGGGUGGACGCAGACAGAACUGAGGAAUUUCGCAUCAUUCUACAAGAAGCAGUACUCUCUGGCCUUUCUCUCCCAUGUUCAUGAUGAGCUGGUGCAACGCAAACAAGAGCAUACUCAACUCCUUAAACAGCGGGAUCCCCCACAGGAAGCAGAGGUGAUCUACCAGGAGUCUGUGCUCUACUUUUAUGAUAACAGGAAAUGGAAGGAGAGGUUUUUGGUGGUUCGUGCCAAUUACUCCCUGGAGUGCCACGAGAGUUAUGAGACUUUUAUGAAAGGCAUACUGCCACCGGAUAAGCUGCCAACUACAGGAGGCACUAUUUUGACCACAGAAGAGAAAUACAUGGAAGUGGUAGACAGGUGCUUCCCUGACACUGACAAUGUGAAAGAGGACUUUGCUCCUCCAGUGGUGGGUAUGCCAGGCCAGUUUCCAGUGUACCUCCGACUGCCGUACCAGAGAGACCACUACUUCUGCUUCCUCCAGGAGGCCAAACAAGCCAAGUUUAUCUCUGUGUUAUCUGACUGCAUUCGCCACCAGAAUCAAGACUUCUUAAAGAAGAAGACAUACGAGGUGCAGGCCUUCGCCAAAGCCGUCCAGCUCUACAGGCAGGACAAGGGCUACUAUGAACCGUGGGAUAUGCUGAUAGGCAACGAUGUGCAGGUGCUGACUAAUCUUACCAUGGAGGAGUUGUUGCCGUCUCUAGAGAAAGACUUGCUUCCUCGUCUGAAGGCCAAGAAGAUGGAGAGGAAGAGAAUGUGGUUUGCUACAAUUGAGGCAACAUAUAACCUGGUGCAGGAGACUCUGAUGGAGGACAUGGCUGCUCUGAACGACGAGUGCAGAGAGACAACCAAGCAGCAGAGUGCACUCAUGCGCUCAGAUAUGGAUCAGAUCAUGAGCUCCCAGGCCUUUCUGGAGAGCAAGCUCAGAGCCACUGUAGCUGAUCUGGCUACUGAAUACUGCAAGCAGCACAUAGAGCCUCACCUGCGUGCUGUGCUGGAGGAGAUGAUGGGGCCCAUCAGCCUGGGCUUUGAGGAAGCACGGGAGGUCAGUGAGAGCAUGAUGGAGUACCUGUGCCAGAAAUAUCAGGAGGGUAUGACCAGAGAAGAGCUGCAACAGGCUUUGGAGGAGAUGAGUAAACCAAACUUAGAGAGCUGUUAUGAGAAAGUGAGUGGUCUGAGGGAUCACAUCCAAGAGUUCAACUACCCCAACUGCAGAGGACUGGAGCACAGCACACAGAUUGAUAUACAACAGCUGGUGGACAGCGUGGCAUACACCUAUGGACUACUUCUGAGCAAGUCUCCACAAGACAGCACCAACUUAUUAGAUGCCAUGGUAAAAGCCAGAAAUAGGGUGCUAAAGCAAUAUGACUAUGACAGCAGUACACAGAGAAAGAAGAUUUUCCAGGAAGCUCUGCUCAGCAUCACUCUACCCAGUGUCAAAGCUUUUCUAGCUCCUACAUUCAAAAAGGAACUACCAAACUUCGAACAGUACAUAUUUGACGAUUAUGUAAAUUUCAUCAACGUGGAGAACGUCUAUGAGGACAUACUGCAACAGAUACUAGAGACAGACAUUAGCAAAGUGGUGAAGGAAGCAGCAAGUAUGAAGAAGUACAACUUAUUCAUGGAGUCCAGGUACCGUUUCAGUGUUUCCAGCAUGUACGUCACUCCCCCUGGCAGCCCAGACUACACCAGCACAUUGACAAAAGCCUGCAAUGCUCUGCCAUCCUCCCCUUUGCUGAGUCAUGGCCUAAUGGAAAGCCAGAGCACGGGUGAAGACCCAAUCGUGGCUAAGAAGAAGUCGGAACCGGAGGUCAUCAUGGCCCAGCAGGAAGAGGUUCAGGCACAACCGGAGCUUACUAAUGUACCUACUGGUGAAAACACAUUCGUGGCUGAGAAGAUGGUGGAGCAGGAGGUAAUCAUGGCUCAGCAGGGAGAGGUUCAGGCACGUACACAACCAGAUCUUAUUAAGGUCCCUGCUGGUGAAGACACAGUCAUGGCUGAGAAGAUGGUGGAGCCAGAGGUAAUUGUGGCCCAGAAGGUAGAGGUUCAGGCACAUACACAACUAGAUCUUCUUAAGGAACCUACUGGUGAAGACACAGUAAUGGGUGAAAAGAUUGUGGAGCAGGAGGAAAUCAUGGCCCAGCAGGUACAGCUUCCAGCACAGGCACAACCGGAGCUUACUAAGGUACCUACUGGUGAAGACCCAGUCAUGGCUGAGAAGAUGGUGGAGCCAGAGGUAAUUGUGGCCCAGCAGGUAGAGGUUCAGGCACAUGCACAACCAGAGCUUAUUGCUAGAGGUAAUGAAGUGCUAGAGGUGCCUGCUAAUGCUGCAACUGAGGUACGAGACAGAUCUACCACACCUGAGACACUCACAGUACACACAGCAGGUGUGGAGGAGAUGCUCGUUGCCACUCAGAGUUUAGAGGAGAGUACAUACUCAGGGCCUCCUAAUGUAGUUGCUAUAAACACAGAGACAUUAGUGGACCCGUCUAGCUCUUCAAAUACAGAACCUACACUUAAAUCAGCAGCCCUCACAUUGGCUGAACCUAUUCCAAAGCCAGUGGAAACAGAAGCCAAUGAGACACCAGUCCAGGCUAGUCCACCAGAGGGAGACACAGGGUCCAUGGACCAAGUGUCAAAGAGUGAAACUUCAUCAAGUCUCAAAUUUGUCUCUGCAGAGAGUGAAACAGAGAGUGCAGCCAACAUUAGGAUCAGCUCAGCCGAAGAAACUGCUCCAGGUGUGCCUAGCUCUUCAGGUGUACAACCCCUUGUUGUAGAGGAGCAAAACAGCAACACCACUGGAGAUACCAAAGUUGUGGUAGAUGAUCUCACUUCCCUGGGAGCUCCAAUUUAUGAGAUCAGAGCGAGCAACAUGGCACAAGAUUUUUCUGAUGAUUCAUCUUGGACCACAGAGGAGGAGGGAGACAGCAUUGAGGAAGAUGACCUAACAACGGAAACCACAUCAGCCAUCCCUGAACCGGAGGACUCCGUUAUAGUAAAGUGUGAAACUAUCUCAGACGUUGGCAUGAAUGUUAACAACAACUCUGCAGAUCCCAGUACUGAAGCAGCCAGACCUUUAGAUUGCAUCAAGGAAAUCCGUGCCCUUGUGGUGGAAGUGAUCGAAGUGGAAGAGGUAGCCCAACACUGCCCUGACAGUGGAGACGUCAGCUUAAACACACAAUGAAGGAGAGCUCUGUGUUAAACCAUACAGGACACUUUCUGAACAAAUGGACAUACAGAGGAGCUAAAAGCACUGUCAUUCCAUAACUUAAUGACUUUAUUUCUUUAUUAAACCAAUUUGAGUAGUUUUACAGCUUUGGGAGUUGCAUGAGGGGGGAAAACAAAGUGAGUUUUAAGUAUUUUUAUUAUUGUGUAAAUGUGACUAAGGAACUUAAGUUUAAGCUGCUGUUGAAAGAAUGUAUUUGUUUUUCACACUGUUAUUUUAUGCAAUGUGCUCACAAAUCAAUAAUUCUGUUAAAACCAGUGGGAAUAAAAAAUUAACUCGUGUCUCAAAAAUAAUUGUUAAUAAACCAUACAUUAAAUGAAUACACACACAGUGCAGCUAGCAUUGUGAGUUAUGUUAGCUAGCUAAUGUCAGAGAGUAAAACACAACUUGGUACAUUUUACAUGUAUUUUCGAUGUAAUUUUUUAUCAAAUACAAAAGUUAAUGUUUAUAUUUAAUUAACCUCUUCUAUGCAAACCCAUUUAAACGAAUGGUCUAUGAGCGCUAGCAAGAUUUAGAUGAUUUGUUAAGCUUUCGAUACAAUACGUGACUUCAAAAAUCCUAACAGAUAAUGGAAAAACCCGCCAAUUGCAAUUUCCCACGGAUUUGAACUCAAACAUUUGAGUCAGAACUCGUGCAGAAUCACAUGCUUUCCUGUUACGAAGAGAAGGCACUAGCUAAACAAACAGGGUUUGCUAGCUUUUCAUUUAUGAUGUAUAGUCACUUAGUAACUUGAAUGGUUAUUUUCUCUCACUUCUUUUUUUAACUGCUGACCAU